AUGUCCACAGGCCGCCUGGUCGCAAUAACGCACUGUUUGGUCUUCAUCUCCAUCAAGCUCCCAAGUCUACUAUUUCAGCCAGUUCCGGCCUUCGCCUUGCGAUGCGGGAUCGCUUUCGUACUCCAUAUUCUGGCUUACUGGGCGCUUGCCAUCGCGGCUGAGGGAACUAAAACUUCGACAAUACAGGCAAAGACCGUCACUGAAUAUGAGAAGCGCAAAGGUGCGAGAGAUGUGGUGCCAGACGUAAAACAGAUCGGCUGGAUAGCGGCAGUCUAUUCUCUAGUCCUACCAUACUUGAGCCCGGGACUGCAUCCAUGGACUGAGUUGGUGGUGCGUGUGUCGUGCUUCUUUUUGGCUUGCAAGGUCGUGGAUUUGGUUGCGUUGAAAGCACAAAAGCCGCCACUGUUGCUUUCAGAGGGUGAUAUGAAGGACUGGAAAAGGAAAGUGGAAUAUGUUGGCCGGCUCUUCACGGAAGCAAGGUAUGCUUCAUUCGAUAUCGCGAUUGAUGACAAGCCGAAGCGAAAACUCUGGCGUGAGAAACAUUCAGCAAGGUACGAAAUCUUCUGGAUCUGGGGACCGCGAAUCAUCAUUCCGAUCGCGGCGUUGCUCUUUCCGGUUGCGGAACUGCAAAUAUUACUGGUUCUCGUCAUCAUUAGUUCGGGACUGGAGUUCGAGCAUGCGAUUGUACACCCGUACUGUCCGAAUUAUCUGUUCCUUGCUCCCUUCGCGGCUUCUGGUAUGGCGGAAUUUUGGGCCGUACAUUGGCAUCAGGGAGCGCAGAGCUGGCUGAUCUCCGUGGGGUUUCGGCCUUCGAAGUGGUCUGCUAUGGAAGUUCUGAGAUGUUCAAAAGACAUUGGAAACGCUGUUGGUGUGCUAGGAACCUUUGCACUGAGUGGAGUGUGGCAUGCGUGGUGUGCGGCAGUGUUGAGUGAACGUCCUUGGAUGGCUGGGACCAGCAUGUUCUUGGUCUUCGUAUCACAGGGUGUAGGAUGUUUAUUGGAAAGGAGGUUGUGGAAGAAUCGUGAUCCUAAUUGGGUCAUGAAGAUGAUAAGCUGGACUUUUGCGAUCGAGUGCGGAGCGUUGUGGCUGCGAUGUAUGGUUCCGACGCUCAAGGAGGGAGUGCUCUUGAUGAGUUUGCGCUGA
This is a messenger RNA of Cercospora beticola, 1143 nucleotides long. RefSeq lists its product as uncharacterized. The record is from RefSeq and is a predicted model, not a curated record. Gene Ontology annotation, biological process: lipid metabolic process. Lineage: Eukaryota; Fungi; Ascomycota; Dothideomycetes; Mycosphaerellales; Mycosphaerellaceae.